Molecule: messenger RNA, 2718 nt
Organism: Nerophis ophidion (straightnose pipefish)
Lineage: Eukaryota; Metazoa; Chordata; Actinopteri; Syngnathiformes; Syngnathidae
Gene: pip5kl1
Product: phosphatidylinositol-4-phosphate 5-kinase-like 1
Exons: 10
Coding region: 64-1389 (441 amino acids)
Biological process (GO): phosphatidylinositol metabolic process
Molecular function (GO): phosphatidylinositol kinase activity
Source: RefSeq, a predicted model, not a curated record
CACCCGCACGCAUUCACACGCACGGGGAUCGAGUUCAGCAAAGCGCCGUUCUUCAACAAGCAGAUGGAGAGGUCAGUGCCUCGAAGUAGCUUUGGAAAGCCCCCAAGCGCAGCGAAAAGACAAAGAUGGGAACGUUUGAGGCGGCAGUGGGAGCUUCUUGGUGUAUUUGAGAUUGAUCAGCAACACGAGUUUUACAGCCUGACUUGCAUGAUAAAAGAAGGAUUGUCAAUGUCGAUCCAAACUGCUACUGACAGUGCACCCACAAAUCAACUAAGAGAAGAAGAUUUCACUUCAAAGGUGACUCAGAUUCAUAAGGGUUUUACUCUAGAAACGUUUGCUGGCCCAGUGUUUUCCAAGCUACGUGGAUCUUUAGGUGUGACAGAACAGGAGUAUCAGCAGUCCCUCUGCUCGGACAAGUGCUACCUCCAGUUCAUCAGCAACUCUAAAAGCAAAGCUGACUUCUUCCUCACCAAUGACAAGCGCUUCUUUUUGAAGACCCAGAAUGAGAGGGAAAUCCGAUUCCUUCUGGACAACCUGAAGAUCUACAUGGAACAUAUGAAGACAUAUCCCCAUUCACUUCUGGUGAAGUUGCUAGGUGUUCACAGGAUCAACAUUUCAUACAGGCAAAAGAAAUACUUCAUUGUUAUGCAAAGUGUGUUUUAUCCAGAUGAUCGAAUCAGUGCUAGGUAUGAUAUUAAAGGUUGUGAAGUGAGUCGCUGGACAAACCCUGCGCCGGAGGGAUGCCAGAUUAUUGUGGUUCUCAAAGACCUCAACUUUGAAGGCCAAUACAUCACACUUGACCAGCAGCGUUCCUGGCUCUUGCGGCAAGUGGAAAUCGACACAGACUUUCUCAGAAGCCUCAACGUGUUGGACUACAGUCUCCUCAUCGCAUGCCAGCCUUUACAGCAAGAUGAGCGUCAUCACGCACUUUCCUUUGCUUCACUUAUCAAGAGAACUAAGCGAUCUGUGCAUCCCAGCACCAGCCCUAGCCAGAGUAUCCCUUCCGUUCCCGGGACAGUCCCAGAAGGUACCACUUUCAUUCAAUCUGAAAGGGAUGAGGAGCGUUCCAAACCAGCACAAGCCAGAGAUCUGUUGAGAGCUGAAACGCCUCAGCAGCCCGAGGCUGUCAGUGACACCGGAGGACUUAUAGACUUCACAGUCCAAAACAGACGUUUAUUGCUCAACUUAAAAAAUGCUCAACACAUCAUUGAUGGCCCUGACCAGCGUUACUUCAUUGGCAUUAUUGACAUUUUCACAGUUUACGGUUUCAAGAAGAGACUGGAGUAUUGGUGGAAAAGGCUGAGACACCCAGGCCGGACAUUUUCCACCGUCAGUCCACGGAAUUACUGUGCCAGACUCUGUCAGUGGGUGCAGGACCAUACCAAGUAAAAUACCAGAGGUUUUUAGUCGCCGCCCACGUGCGUACCAAAUGUCUCAUGUGUGCAAAUGAACCAGUUUGGAUUCUUGUCAUCCUCCCUCAAAGCCUGUUUGAAUAUAAUACAAGAAUAGAAUAGAAUAGAAUAGAAAGUACUUUAUUGAUCCCUGGAGGAAAUUCAGCACUUGGGUUUUAGCCUUAAGAACCCAGACCAACUUAUGCUAAAAGUAAAACGAUGGUGGAUGUAUCAUUGACCAAGGGGAUUUAUUGUUUUAAAAAUACUAAUAAUUCAUGGCAGAGACCUGUGUUGUUACAUUUAUGUUACAUUGUUGAUGGUCGAUGAGUGUGAUGUUACAUUUAUGUUACAUUGCUAAUGGUCGAUGAGUGAGAUGUUACAUUAUGUUACAUUGAUAAUGGUCGAUGAGUGUGAUGUUACAUUUAUGUUAUAUUGUUAAUGGUCGAUGAGUGUGAAGUUACAUUGAUAAUGAUCGAUGAGUGUGAAGUUACAUUAUGUUACAUCGUCAAUGGUCGAUGAGUGUGAUGUUACAUUUAUGUUACAGUGCUAAUGGUUUAUGAGUGUGAAGUUACAUUUAUGUUACAUUGUUAAUGGUCGAUGAGUGUGAUGUUACAUUUAUGUUACAUUGCUAAUGGUUGAUGAGUGUGAAGUUACAUUUAUGUUACAUUGAUAAUGGUCGAUGAGUGUGAUGUUACAUUUAUGUUACAUUGCUAAUGGUCAAUGGGUGUGAAGUUACAUUUAUGUUACAUUGCUAAUGAUCGAUGAGUGUGAAGUUACAUUUAUGUUACAUUGCUAAUGAUCGAUGAGUGUGAAGUUACAUUUAUGUUACAUUGCUAAUGGUCGAUGAGUGUGAAGUUACAUUUAUGUUACAUUGUUAAUGGUCAAUGAGUGUGAAAUUACAUUAUGUUACAUUGUUAAUGGUCGAUGAGUGUGAAGUUACAUUUAUGUUACAUUGUUAAUGGUCGAUGAGUGUGAAAUUACAUUAUGUUACAUUGUUAAUGGUCGAUGAGUGUGAAGUUACAUUUAUGUUACAUUGUUAAUGGUCAAUGAGUGUGAAAUUACAUUAUGUUACAUUGUUAAUGGUCGAUGAGUGUGAAGUUACAUUUAUGUUACAUUGCUAAUGGUCGAUGAGUGUGAAGUUACAUUUAUGUUACAUUGUUAAUGGUCGAUGAGUGUGAAGUUACAUUGAUAAUGAUCGAUGAGUGUGAAGUUACAUUAUGUUACAUCGUUAAUGGUCGAUGAGUGUGAUGUUACAUUUAUGUUACAUUGCUAAUGGUUUAUGAAUAUGUAAUACAACAACAUGUAGGUGUAAUACGACAACAUGUAG